Messenger RNA from Morchella sextelata, 672 nucleotides. RefSeq lists its product as uncharacterized. NCBI's taxonomy places the organism in Eukaryota, Fungi, Ascomycota, Pezizomycetes, Pezizales, Morchellaceae. The transcript has 2 exons. Gene Ontology annotation, molecular function: NAD+ binding; UDP-glucuronate decarboxylase activity. Gene Ontology annotation, biological process: D-xylose metabolic process. Gene Ontology annotation, cellular component: cytoplasm. Bases 1 to 672 code for a protein of 223 amino acids. The record is from RefSeq and is a predicted model, not a curated record.
AUGCUUGGACUUGCAAAACGUGUGAAGGCGCGUUUCCUUCUUGCCAGUACUUCGGAAAUUUAUGGUUCGCCUAAAGAGCACCCACAAAAUGAAGAGUACUGGGGCCAUGUCAACUGUUUUGGUCCGCGCGCCUGCUACGACGAAGGGAAACGCGUGGCAGAGGCUCUUACAUACAGCUAUGCACGACAGGACGGCGUGGAUGUGCGGAUUGCCCGCAUCUUCAACACCUUCGGUCCACGUAUGAAUUUCAACGAUGGGAGGGUGGUAUCUAACUUUAUCCUGCAAGCUUUGCGGAGUGAGGAUAUCACGGUCUAUGGGGACGGAUCCGCUACAAGAUCCUUCCAGUAUAUGCAUGAUUUGAUAGACGGCCUUAUUCAAUUGAUGGAAAGCGAUUGUACAGAACCCGUCAAUCUGGGCAAUCCACACGAAUUUACAAUCAAAGAAUUUGCGAAUAUGGUCAUUGGUCUUGUCAACGAACAGAGAGACCAACCAUCUACAUCAAACGUGGUAUACCUACCUGCAGUGAUUGAUGACCCACCGAGGCGGAAACCAGACAUAUCAAGAGCCAAGGAACGAUUAAACUGGCAACCGCGGAUCUCGGUGCAUGAGGGGUUAUCAGAAACAGGUGGGAUACCUUCAACUUUAACCCUUAAAAUUAAAUUCAAGGACUAA